AUAGGCUGCUGGAAGUGGGAGUUGGGUGACUAGUUGGCCUGCUCUCCAUGGAGGACAGAAAUCCACCUGUUUUUGCUGAGGACUGGAGAUGCUUGUCUGAGAGUCCUCCUGCCCAGGAAGACCCAGCUACCCAGACCUCCUCUGAGUCCAGCAAGCCACUUUCCAUAGCCCAUAGACACCUGAGCAGGAAGAAUGGGCUUUCUAGACUCUGCCAGAGCCGAAUGGCACUCUCUGAGGACAGGUGGAGCUCUUACUGCCUUUCAUCAUUGGCUGCCCAAAACAUCUGCACAAGUAAACUGCACUGCGCUGCUGCACCUGAGCAUGCCGACCCUGCAGCUGGCCCACUGGGCAAUACAUCCUGCUGCUCUUUGCUGCGUGGCUUGGCUUCAGGGUGCUCUGCACCCCUGCUCUCAACCCCUGUGUGCAACCCCAACAAGGCUGUCUUUACCGUGGAUGCCAAAACCACAGAGAUUCUGGUUGCCAAUGAUAAAGCCUGCAGCCUCCUAGGGUAUAGCAGUCAUGACCUGAUUGGCCAGAAGCUUGCACAGUUCUUCCUCAAGUCUGAUUCCGAGGUGGUGGAAGCCCUCAGCGAGGAGCAUGUGGAGGCUGAUGGCCAUGCUGCAGUGGUGUUUGGCACAGUGGUGGAUAUUGUCAGCCGAAAUGGGGAGAAGAUUCCAGUCUCUGUGUGGAUAAAGAGGUUGCAGCAAGAUCGUGGCCUGUGCUGUGUGGUGGUUCUGGAGCCUGUGGAAAGGGUCUCAGCCUGGGUUGCCUUCCAGAGUGAUGGAACUAUCACAUCAUGUGACAGUCUCUUUGCUCAUCUCCAUGGGUUCACAUCUCCAAAGGAUGUAGUUGGGCAGUGUGUCACAGACUUGAUUCCAUCCAUACAGCUCCCUCCUCCUGGCCAGCACAUCCCAAAGGGUCUCAAGAUUCAGAGGUCUGUUGGGAGAGCCAGAGAUGGUACCACCUUUCCACUCAGUCUAAAGCUGAAGUCCAUGCCCGGUGGAAAGGCUGUAGCUGACAGUGAGGCUGCCUCUGAACCAGAUUACCAGGCAUCUGUGUGGGUGUUCUGCACCAUCAGUGGCCUCAUCACCCUCCUGCCUGACGGCACAAUUUAUGGCAUCAACCACAGCUUUGCACUAAUGUUGUUUGGUUAUGGAAAGACCGAGCUCCUGGGCAAGAACAUCACCUUCCUGAUUCCUGGUUUCUACCACUACAUGGACCUUGCAUAUGACUGUUCUGUACAGCUACCAGAUCUGGUCAACUGCUUGGACAUUGGCAGCAAAAGUGGGCCUGGGGAAGUGAACUCCAAUGCCCAGCAGAACUGGGAACUGUCCAGUGGAGCCCAGGAUCCUAGGGUAAAUGUGGCCUUGGCCAGUGACCACGUGCUGUCACAAGAUGAGACCUUGAAGCUGGUAGGAGAACAAGUCACCCCUAGGACUCAGACACGGUUGGAAACUGGAUGCCAGAUACUUCCUUCUCAUUCAUCUCAGUCCUCCCUGGGGGUGGACAGCAACCCAGUGCAUGGUGAGCAUUCAUUGCCCAUAGACCAGCAAAGCAUUCCAAAGAGAAACCUGCUAGUCCAUGGUGGACAGUUACUGUCUCAAAACCAGUCAGACACCCCAGAAAUAUCCCCACCAGUCCUUAAUGAAAAUUUAUUAUCUGAAGUUCAGAAAAAUAUCUCAGAAGAAGGCCCACUAACCCACAAGAAAUGGGUUUUGCCCAGGGGUCAGCAAGACACAAAAAGAAGCCUGCCUGCUCAUGAUGAUCAGUUACUGCUUUCAGGCCAGCAUAUCCAUGUCUUGGGAAAGGAGAAUCCUUCAGCAGCAGCAGAGAGCUACAGGAAAGGCCUGUUAGAAGAAAGCAGGUCCAAACCAAUGGAUGUAAAACGGUUUGCUUCAUGUGAAGAUCUUGAGCCCCUAGUCCCAGCUAAGGACAGGAGCAGCAGCAUGGACAUGUGUAGUCUGCAUCAGGAAGCUCAGCUGGAGAUGAUGGGUGUCAGUGGUCCCAGCACUCCUAAACCCUGGGCCGAUGCCACCAUGCCUGAGCCCCACACCACAGGGCAGCUAGCAGGAGGGAGCUUUCUGACACACUGCCCACAGUAUAGAAGUGAGUGGAUCUUACAGCAACGAGGCCAGGACUUGGCUCCCAGCCCUUCUGGAGUGGCGCGUGUCUUGCUUGGGACACCUACUCUGGAUGAACCAUGGCCAGGAGUGAGGAAUGACCGAGAAGAGCUACAGACUUGCUUGAUUAAGGAGCAGUUGUCCAAGUCAAGCUUUGGGGGAACUCUGGGUGUCCCAGAGUGUGUGGAACUUGUCCCAGCAGAACAUCCUCCUUUCACUGCCCCUGUGUCCUUCUGUGAUCUAGGAGGCCGAGACCUACAUGCUAGCCACUCAGGCAGCUCCUCGGCCUGUUAUGCUUUGGCCACUGACCUCCCUGGUGUCCUGGAGGCAGUGGAAGCCCCGGAGGAGGCUGAUGUGAAUUCUUAUUCCUGGAACUUCAGGGAACUCUUUCUCAAUGAACAGACAGACAGACCUCCAUCACAUUGUUCCUGUAGCACAUCUGAGCUCAGUGAGGCACCUUCUCCUUCACUGGUGGGCUCAGAUUUGGAUGUGGGUGUUCUACGCAGACAGAGUUCAGAUAUUCUAGGUGACCGAGAGAUGUUGGUCCUGACUGGCACGUACUUUGACCUUGGUGAAGUCCGGCAGUUCCAGGAGAUGGACACAGGACACGAUCGAGCAGAACUGUCUGACAUUUCUUUGGUAUCCUCUGAACACUUUAAAACUAGUGACAUAGAAAGCCCAAGUCGUGGCGCUCCCAGACCAGAUCCUGGUCUGGACAAUACGUGCUUAUCAGCAGAGAAGCUGAGUACCCAGGUCACUUCCACUCCUCUGGCACCUGGGGCCGCCGGCCUGCAGCAGGAGAUCCAGGAAGGCAUCUACUCUGGAAGCUGCUACCACCGAGAUGGCUUACGACUGAGUAUACAGUUUGAAGUGAAGCGGGUGGAACUCCAGGGCUCUGCAACCCUGUUCUGUUGCUGGCUGGUGAAGGACCUCUUACACAGCCACCAGAACUCAGCUACCCGAACCCGCCUGCUCCUUGCCAGCCUGCCUAGCUCUACCCACUCCAUGUCUGAGCUCUCUGGAUCCAGCUUUGGAGAGAUGCUCAAAGCCAAGCCUCAGUUUGAGGAAUCCCCAACACCUGCAGAACUGGAGAGACUGGCAGCCUGUGAGGGCGAGUACUCCCAGAAGUAUAGCACCAUCAGCCCACUUGGCAGUGGGGCCUUUGGCUUUGUGUGGACUGCCGUGGAGAAGGAGCAUAAGAAAGAGGUGGUGGUGAAGUUUAUUAAGAAAGAGAAGGUUUUGGAGGAUUGUUGGAUGGAGGAUCCCAAACUUGGAAAAGUUACUUUAGAGAUCUCGAUUCUGUCCAAAGUGGAACAUGCAAACAUAAUCAAGGUUCUGGAUGUAUUUGAAAACCAAGGAUUCUUCCAGCUAGUGAUGGAAAAGCAUGGCUCUGGCCUGGACCUCUUUGCUUUUAUUGACCAUCAUCCCUGCUUGGAUGAACCCCUAGCAAGUUACAUCUUCCGACAACUUGUGUCAGCUGUAGGAUACCUGCGCUCCCAAGGCAUCAUCCACAGAGAUAUCAAGGACGAGAACAUUGUGAUCGCCGAGGACUUCACAAUUAAGCUGAUAGAUUUUGGCUCAGCUGCCUACUUAGAGAGGGGCAAGCUCUUUUAUACCUUUUGUGGAACAAUAGAGUACUGUGCACCUGAAGUUCUCAUGGGAAAUCCCUACAGAGGGCCAGAGCUGGAGAUGUGGUCUCUGGGGGUCACUCUGUACACGCUCAUCUUUGAGGAGAAUCCCUUCUGUGAGGUGGAGGAGACCAUGGAGGCAGUUAUUCAUCCCCCAUUCCUGGUUUCCCCAGAACUUAUGAGUCUUCUGUCUGGGCUGCUGCAGCGUUCCCCUGAGCAGCGGACCACUUUGGAGAAGCUGAUUAUAGACCCCUGGGUGACACAGCCUGUGAACCUUGCUAACUACACCUGGGAAGAGGUGUGUCGGACCAAUCAGCCAGAAAGUGGCCUGUUGUCGGCUGCAAGUCUGGAGCUUGGGAGCAGGAGUCCAAGUGAAGUGUCUCAGACAAAGUGUCUCAGUGGGCCUCCUGUUCCCAGGGAGGCUCCUGGUGACCAGCACUGCUUGCAUCCGGAGGACCCCUCUCUGCCAGUCAGCUGAAUGCAUACUCUCUCCUACUAUUCUCCACUCGGUUUGGGAAAUUGUAUGGAUUUCAGGGCUUCCUACCUGAAAAAAGGAAGUCAAGAAUUGGGAUGAAUCUCCUUUCUACAGAUUCCUGUGCAAGUGCUAACACAAAAGCCUGUGAUACUUUUUUUAGGUUUAUGAAAUAGACUUGCAAUUUGUGGGGUUUUUUUUUUUUUUUUUUUU
Messenger RNA from Acomys russatus (golden spiny mouse), 4433 nucleotides. RefSeq names its product PAS domain containing serine/threonine kinase (gene Pask). Bases 48 to 4226 code for a protein of 1392 amino acids. The record is from RefSeq and is a predicted model, not a curated record. Gene Ontology annotation, molecular function: ATP binding; protein serine/threonine kinase activity. The transcript is spliced from 17 exons. Gene Ontology annotation, cellular component: cytoplasm; nucleus; cytosol. Gene Ontology annotation, biological process: protein phosphorylation; intracellular signal transduction; negative regulation of glycogen biosynthetic process. Lineage: Eukaryota; Metazoa; Chordata; Mammalia; Rodentia; Muridae.